Molecule: messenger RNA, 966 nt
Organism: Emiliania huxleyi CCMP1516
Lineage: Eukaryota; Haptophyta; Isochrysidales; Noelaerhabdaceae
Exons: 1
Coding region: 1-966 (321 amino acids)
Molecular function (GO): calcium ion binding
Source: RefSeq, a predicted model, not a curated record
AUGGAGCUCGACCCGGCCGCCCUGAUCGAGCGGCUGGCCGAGCUUGAUCGCGUCCUUGACAACCAAAGCACUGCUGCGCGGCAGUACGUCUCCCAGCGCAACCGGGCAGCGGGCGAUGCCGUGCGCGCCGAGAAGGACAUGCGCCGCCGCCGCGAUGUCGCCCGCUCGGGUGUCAGGCCAGCAGAUGCCGCCGAGAUGGCUGAGCUGUCCGCGAUCCUGCGAGACGCGCACCGCGCGACGUCGCCGCCGUGGGAGUCGCCCUCGUGGUUCAAGCUUUUCCGCCGCGUGGACGUGAAUGGGUCUGGCCUGAUCUCUUUUGACGAGUUUGCAAAGAUGGUGCGGAGCCUGCUGAAGCUUCCAACGUCCCUGCUCUCCGAGUCGCGCCUCGAGGCGCUCUGGCUCGCCCUCGACGCGGACGGCUCCGGCUUGAUCAGUAGCGGCGAGUUUGGAAAGCUCAUGCGCAUCGGAGCGCCGACGCCGGACUCUGCAUCGGCAUCAAGGCAUUUUGUGUACGGGCGCAACCGGGCAGCGGGCGAUGCCGUGCGCGCCGAGAAGGACAUGCGCCGCCGCCGCGAUGUCGCCCGCUCGGGUGUCAGGCCAGCAGAUGCCGCCGAGAUGGCUGAGCUGUCCGCGAUCCUGCGAGACGCGCACCGCGCGACGUCGCCGCCGUGGGAGUCGCCCUCGUGGUUCAAGCUUUUCCGCCGCGUGGACGUGAAUGGGUCUGGCCUGAUCUCUUUUGACGAGUUUGCAAAGAUGGUGCGGAGCCUGCUGAAGCUCCCAACGUCCCUGUUGUCCGAGUCGCGCCUCGAGGCGCUCUGGCUAGCCCUCGACGCGGAUGGCUCUGGCCUGAUUAGUAGCGGUGAGUUUGGAGCCUUCUUCAAGCUGUCGUUGCUCGAGAGCAGGAGCGAGCGCGCCAGUAUCGCCCGACUGCUGAGGUCGCGGCAUUGUGGCGGUGUGGUAGUGUGA